This is a messenger RNA of Strongyloides ratti, 2469 nucleotides long. Its product is annotated as Actin-binding protein anillin. The transcript is spliced from 3 exons. NCBI's taxonomy places the organism in Eukaryota, Metazoa, Nematoda, Chromadorea, Rhabditida, Strongyloididae. Gene Ontology annotation, cellular component: actomyosin contractile ring. The coding region runs from base 1 to 2469 and encodes 822 amino acids. The record is from RefSeq and is a predicted model, not a curated record. Gene Ontology annotation, biological process: actomyosin contractile ring assembly; septin ring organization; mitotic cytokinesis.
AUGGAAAACUCUCCAGAACCAUUAGCAAAAAAAUUGUUAGAAAAAGUACGUAUAAGACAGGAAGAAAUGGACAGUUAUGAUUCACCUGUAAGAUGUCCCGUCAACACACGCCGUACUUCAUCUUUAGACAAAGAAAACAAGAUGCCAUUAGAUCAAAAAAAUUGUACAAAAGAUGAUUUGACAUCAGUUGAUCUUCCUAAAACAAAUAAAUUUGCUGUAAUUGCUGAAGCUUACAAUAAUUUUGAGUACGAAUUUUGCCAUGCUCCUAGAAAUAAAAAAGAUUAUUUAGUUAAUAUUUCUAAAAAUACUGAAAGUUCUUUUGAAAUAAUAGGUUCAAAUGAUGAAGAGGAAGAAUUUUUUUUUGUUAAAAACAAUUUGGAUGAGUUACCACCGCAAUUAAACAAAUUAGAAAAUAUAUCAAAAGUCAAGAAUAAUGAAAUACUUUCUGUAGAGAGAGAUUUUACUCAGAUUUCUGUGGCUGAUACAAAAGAUGUAGUUAAUGAAUCUGAGAAAAAACUAAACGGAUCUAAUGAAAAUACAAUUACUAAAUUUUCUCCAAUCAUUACAAAUAGAAAGGCUAUGGAUAUUGCAAAAGAAUUUGAUUCCACUUCUAGGAAUUUUCGUACAGCAUGUAAACAAUCAGCUGUUAAAUACAUUGAUGGAAAAGUUGCUGUUAAAUCUUUGAGACCUGGUGCUUUAUCACCAACACUUUUAUAUGGAAAUAGACGUAAAGUGGAUAUGAAAAAUUCAGAAGUUGUAAUACCAGAAAUUGCUUCUGUUAAAAAUUUAAAGUCUAAGUGGGAAGAAAAUAUUAUUUCUGGAGCUAAAAUAGAAAACGAUGAUAAAGAGGUUCCACAGGAUAAUUUUUUGGAUGAAAAAGAGUUGUUGAAUGAAUGUAUAAGUGAUAAUGGAAAUUCUCUUCCAGAAAUUUCAAAAUCUGAUAAAUGCGAAUUUGAAAAAGGGCAUGAAGAUGAGAUAAUAAAUGAUGUUUUUAAUUUUGUUCAUCUUGAAGAAUCAUCUAUACCAUCGCCUAUAUUUGAUUGUAAAACACCAAAAAAUUUAAUGGAAGAUAUUAACACAGAAUUAAAUAAGUUUUCUACUCCACGAAAUCGUUUAAAUGAAAGACGUCAAUUUCAAACUGAUUUACCAAUAGAUUCACCAAAACGUCAACUUGUUCACAGUAUUUCAUUUUAUAGAAAAAAAGCAAAAGAAAUAGAAGAAGUUGUUAAACAUAAUAUUGAUUUAGCAUCAUCAGAUGUAAUUUCUUCAGCGGGAUAUAGUGGUAUAAGUAACGGGAGCCAUAAUAAUGAAGAUAUAUGUGAAGAGUUUGUUGAUAUUGAAGCAAAGAUUAAAAAAUUAAAAGAAGGUAUUCAUGUUCAACAAGAUCAAAUAGCUCAGGCUUCAAGAGCAAUUUUAUAUUGUAGAGAAAAUGAUAUUUUUAAAGGAAGCCGUGAAGAAGUUGAUGCACAGCGUGCACUUUUAAUUGCUCAUGAAAAGAAAAAAGUUUUAUCAAUGGAAUAUGAAAAAAUAAAAACGUGUGGAGCAAAUUCAUUUUCCAGAGAUCCUAGAGGAACAUUGACCAUAACAAAUAUUAUAAUUAAACUUUCCAAAGAAUUUGUUAAUGUACAUAUUAAUCAAAAAACUGAUCCUUAUAUAUAUUACUUUAUUGUUUUACUCAAAAUUGCUGACAAGAUUCUUUAUACUCAAUUAAUUUCAAGUGAUACUGGAAUUAAAAAUGGAUAUGUAGAAUUUUCUGUUCAGAUAAAUCUUAAAAAUAUACCUGCAGAUUUCGUUGCUUUAUUGGAAAUUUUUUGUUUACGUUCAAAAAAAGAUUCAAAGCAUGGUAAAGAUACUAAAAGUAAAACUUUUACGCCAUUUAAAAAAUUUUCAUACUCAACACCAUCUUCAAGUAGUCGUCAACUAAAAUCUUCAUCAAAUAAUAUUAUUAAUCCAAGUUUUCACAAAAUAGGAGGACUCUCUUUUAAUAUAUCUCAUAUUAAUAAGAAGAAUUUUACAUUAAAAGAAGUGAAGCAACCAUUAGAUGGAACAAUUCGUAUUAGUAUGAAUUGUACUCCAGAAAAAGAAUCAGUUAUGAAAUAUAAAGGAUUUCUCAAUCUUUAUCAAUUUGUUGGAGAUUUAUCUUCUUGGAAUAGAUAUUGGUGUGUUCUUAAAGGAUCAAAUAUGAUAUUCUGGAAGUAUCCUGAAGAAGAAGAUAAAAAACAACCGGCAAUAAUUAUUGAUCUUGAAUCUGUCAAAGGCAAAGUAGAACAUAUUAAUGAUGAAAGUGCAUGUUUUCCUAAUACAAUGCAAUUAUUUGUAGAAGUACUUGAUAAAGAAAAAUUAUCAACCAUUCGUAUUUUGUUUGCUGCUGACACAUUACCACAAAUGGAAUCAUGGUUGACAUAUAUAAAUGGUGCAAUCAAUUGCAUUUUUCUUUGGAGUUCAAAAAAUAUACCUUCUAACAAAUAA